ACGGAGAAGGACGUAGGGUCCGGUGCUGAACCCCAAACCUGGCGAGGCUUACUUGGAGACCUCUCUUGGGGUUGAGGUGAAAUGAGGAGGAUUUUAUAUCCGUGGGUGUAGGUUACAAAGGGGUUGCCUAGGUUUUCUCAUGCUUAGCGAGAGACUUUUCCUGUCCGUGCUAUUUUUCCCGCCCAAAAGGCCCUCCCCACUCAGCGCAGUAGGGGUCGAGUCCAUUUGACUUCUCCGGCGCGCCGUCUCCAGAGAAGUUUGGUGGGGCGGAGUCGGCCUUGCCCCGCUCAUCCCCCCAGGACGUCCGACGGUGCCCGCUGCCAUGGCGACGCUGCUGCGCGGGCUUCUGCGCCCGCUCUGCGCCUUCCGAGGCAGUCCCGGCUCUUCUACAGGUGUUCCCCUCAGAGCCGUGAGCCAUGGCGCCGGCCUGCUCUACCCCGAACACAUUCCCACUUCCCCGCUGCAGAAGGUGCUGCUGGCUGCCGGCUCUGCCGGGAUGGCGCUCUACGAUCCCUAUCGCCACGACAUGGUUGCAGUUCUGGGAGAGACCACAGGACACCGUACCCUGAAGGUCCUCAGGGACCAGAUGAAGAGGGAUCCAGAGGGUGCCCAAAUCCUGCAGGAGCGUCCCCGGAUCUCGCUGUCCACCCUUGACAUGGGCAAGCUCCGGGGUCUUCCUGAGGGCUCCUUUGGCUGUGCGUAUCUCCGUUUCCUGGAUGUGAAUGUGUUCUCAGGACGUGGCAUGACAAUAUGUAUGGAGGACUUCAUACAGUGCUGGCACAUAAGGGUCUCCCCAGACACCCGCGCACCCACCCGCUUCGUGGACGACGAGGAGCUGGCAUACGUGAUCCAGCGGUACCGGGAGAUCCACGACAUGCUCCACACCUUGCUGGGCAUGCCCACCAACAUCCUGGGAGAGAUCGUGGUGAAAUGGUUUGAGGCUGUCCAGACUGGCCUGCCCAUGUGCAUCCUGAGUGCACUCUUCGGACCGAUCCAACUCAGCGCCCAGAGCCUGCGAUUGCUGAUCUCGGAGCUGAUCCCAUGGGCAGUUGAGAAUGGCCGCAGAGCCCCAUGUGUCCUCAACGUGUACUAUGAGCGGCGCUGGGAACAGCCCCUGCAGGCCCUGCGGCAGGAGCUGGGCAUCACGGAGCCACCCCUGCGUGUGGAGGGCCUGGUGUAGGCCCUGAGCGCCUGAGGCCCCACCCCACCCCACCCCACCCCCCUCUUCUGCUGGGAGUGGAGCACGCCUCUGCCAGUACAUGGGUUCCUCCACUGUGAACUCUGACCCUUGGACGUCACUCAUUAUAAUUUAUCAUAACCGCCGCAGAGCGGCUUUGAAGGCCAACCUGGGAGGGAGCAGCCAGUGGAGCUCCUAGGGGAGCCAGGAGCGAACCCCGUGUGCUCAGGGAUUGCUCAGGUCCACAACGCAUGUGCCCGAGCCCUCCCUGCCUGCCAGUGUUCUCUGGGUGCCAGGCUGGGGGGUCUUCACAGGGGGAAGGGCUGCCCUUGAUUCCCAAGGCCUGAAGAGGGAGGCAGAGGGGCAGGUGGGUCUCUGCUGUCUGAAUAAAGGCUCCCAUCAGGU
Dama dama (fallow deer) is the source of this 1582-nucleotide messenger RNA. It is a transcript of the gene COQ4, whose product is annotated as coenzyme Q4. The transcript has 8 exons. The record is from RefSeq and is a predicted model, not a curated record. The coding region runs from base 323 to 1180 and encodes 285 amino acids. NCBI's taxonomy places the organism in Eukaryota, Metazoa, Chordata, Mammalia, Artiodactyla, Cervidae. Gene Ontology annotation, cellular component: mitochondrion; mitochondrial inner membrane. Gene Ontology annotation, biological process: ubiquinone biosynthetic process.